Messenger RNA from Xyrichtys novacula (pearly razorfish), 6072 nucleotides. The record is from the annotation of a GenBank genome assembly. Lineage: Eukaryota; Metazoa; Chordata; Actinopteri; Labriformes; Labridae.
ACAUCACUUGCAGUGCAGCCACGAGCAGCAGCAGCAGCAUCCAGCUCGGAGGAAAAUCGACGCGUAAACCCGGCUGGCCAUAUUGUGCACGAGCUCCCCGGUAAAUCGGCUGCGUCACACCUUAAAAACACCCAGGAGCACCGGAUCCACAGAGCAGUCACACCAAGAAAGACAGGCUGCUUGAAUUCCCCACAUUAAUCUGAGCUGGUGAGUGUUUGAAUUCGGUACAUUAGAUUUUAUUUCACGUGUGCGCAUCUGUCUGCUCUGUCGAAGCCUUGUGUCCUCUCUGCUGCGCUUUGUGGAAAACAGGCUGUCUCCCGGCCCACAAAGCCACCGUGCACAUCGUUUGGCUUAUAUUAUGCUGCUGUUUGCAAAGAAAAUACGCCAUAAAUCAUCAUAGAGGAGCAAAGAAUGGUCAUUAAAACGCAUUUGUGUACGUCUUUCAGGUUGGUGUUGAAGUGCAAGGAAAAUGGUUAAACUGGGGAAUAAUUUCAGCGAGAAAAAUAACGGGAAGGUGGUCUCUGAAGACGGAUUUGACACCAUUCCCCUCAUAACGCCGCUAGAUGCCAGCCAGCUGCAGUUUCCUCCACCUGAUAAGGUAUGAUUUUUUGUCUUUUAUCUUUUAAAUCUGGUGUUAAAUUAAAACACUUGCCUUUAUUUUGGUUAUCUGUAAUCCCAAUUAGUCUAAUUAAGAAGGUGAUUCACAUAUGGAUUCACAUUUGUAUGACAUUUUUAAUCAUUCAGCAAAUAUAUUAAUUCCAUGUGUGCAAAAAUACAUCUAAUGUUUUCCAGGUUGAGUUUGUGUGGUCUAUUCUUUUUUUUUUUUAGAUUGCUCCUGAAGCUGAAAGCUGGUCCUUUUCUGUAUGUGUUGUGUAUUUUUCUCUCAGGUGGUGGUGAAGACAAAGGCAGACUAUGAUGCUGAGAGCAAGAAGGGGAAGCUACGAUCUCCGAAAAUCGCAGAGUUCUCCAUAAGCAUCAUCGAAGGCGUUUCAGAGCGACUCAAAGUAAGAUUGAUACUUCUGUCGCCAUCUGUGUUUCAGACACUCUCCCAUUUCUCUUCCACUCCCACACAUGCACAUGAGCCGUGGAGGCGACAGCUGUCCCCUCCAUCAGAGUAGCCCAUCUCCAAUCCCAGCCACACACUCUGUCUUCAUGAGUUCAUGACACCUCCAUCUUACCCCCCGUGUGAGGUGGAGGUGGAGGUGUCCUGUGUCCUGUGCAGCCUUGUUAUCCUGCAGGGCUACACAGGGAGCUAUAAUGCACAAUGACUCACUUAACCCCGCCCUGAAAUGCUCAUUAAUUCAGCUGCUGCCAUGGCGAUGGCCUCCAAAGGCUGCAUCACUCCCACCACCCCCCUCACCGGCAGAUGUGUUUAACUGUGCACACUUAGAGAAGCAUCAGACAACAUAUAUUGUUCUUCAAUAAAAAGCCCCAAAAAAGUCUAAACUCUGGCUCCAGCAGGGUAUGUUCGCUGAAUUACAAAUGUAGGAAAUGAAACUCAAACAGUUUCUGAGCACAGGCUCUGCAAUAAUCUCCCUCCAUAUUCAGAAUCAACAGAUGAAAUCAUCUCUGGGAUGUGCCAAGCCCCGUUUCAUCAUAGAGCUUUAAUUCUCAAAACAUCUGAAAGCCAAGGAGACGCAUCAGUGUCUCAGAGUACACAUCGCUCGUCCUCACACUGGUGCUUUGAAAUGCAGCAGGCGGCCCUUUCAUCGCACAUAGUCUCUUUUAUAAUCUCCUGUUGCUUUCCUCUGAGCAGGUUUCCUUGUCUGCUCUGUUAUGGCAGGGUUCAAAAAGAAGGAUAGAAGAAUACCUUUUUAUUCUAAUGACACAUAGAGUUUAUUACUCUUGUCACACCUGCGAUUGAACCACAAGGAACAAAAUGUACUUCAAUUAUUAAUCCAAGAAAUCCUCAUAAAUAUUCCGUCAGCACUGCAUGCAACAAAAAUCAGCAUUCACAUCAGGAUUUUACAGUUGCUCUGUCGCACAUGUCUGUCAUGUAAAUAUUACAUUUAAGAUGUUGCUUGAAAGUAAUUCAGUAAAAGGUUUCGCACAUUUACAGACUCAGAGUAACUUCUGAACAGCUCUUUACAUCUUAGCAAUAAUGGGAGGAUUUCUCCCACACCUUGUCUCUCCCCUGUCGAGCAUCUGUAGCUGUUACAUAACUCCCCUGAGAUCUGAGUGAUGGAGUUUACAGAUGGUCAUACAAACCUUUUUCAUGUCUAGUUAGUAUUUCAUUGCAUGAAGUCUCUAAUUGGCUACAAGUCACCCAUAUAAAGUAUAGAUUAGUACAUCUGUACACCUACACCUGCUAUUGAAGUUGUUAUGAAAAGGAAAGAGAAAAUAAUCCAUGAAAGCUCAAUCUGGGUUUGUUAUUCUUGUUUCUGUCACUGUCACACAUCUUGUAGAUUUGUCGUACAGGUCUGAUGAUGAAGUUGUUGUGUGUCUCACACAGGUGACGUUGCUGGUGAUCUGUGCCCUGGCCUUCCUGGUGUGCGUGGUGUUUCUGGUCGUCUACAAGGUCUAUCAGUACGAGCAGCCCUGCCCUGACAGCUUUAUUUACACGGUAAACACUUAUUAGCAUACUUUCUCUUGAUAAACUCUUCUGUCUAUUAAUGUUAACCAACUUACUACAAUCAGUCAAUCAAUCAAUCAAUCAAUCAAUCAAUCAAUCAAUCAAUCAAUCAAUCAAUCAAUCAGUCAGUCUUUAUAUAUAUAUAGCAUUUUUCAUACACAACCAUGUAGCACAAAGUUUUUUACACAGAAAAAAGGAUAAAAGAAACAAAGAAUACCCAAAUCUACCCCAGCCCAUCCCCUCAUUCCCACCUCAUUCCCACCCCAAUCCCACGAUCUAAAUGCAUAAACUUAAAAAGGGCUUGAUUUUGUGGAAACAGGAGUGUUACUACAAUUGUCGCUCUUCUGUGAUAGUGUGAAUGUGACAUUUUGGUGCAGUGAAGGCUGUGUGCUAAUUUAAAUUUUACCCAUAUUUUGUUCCAUUAUAAAGGACAUUUGAGUACAAUUAAUUAUAUAGAAUACCUCAUGCCUGCCAUUUUAAAAUAUAUUACAUUCAUUACAAAAUUAUGAAACAGAGAUGGACCGAUUAAUUAAUUGGUUGGCCGAUAAUUGGUAUCUUGACUAGAUCAGCAUCACAUUGGCAUCAGCCUUCACAAGGCCAAUAUCACCAUUAUUUUUGUGAGUUAAUUCUAAUGAACCCUAACCCCGCAUAUCAAAUGUGCAGAAUAAUGCAUUUUAGUAUUGACAGCAAUAUCAGCUGUUCUCUGAAAUCUUUGUCUUUCAAUCGAUUAAUUAAAAAUCCAUCUAAACAUGUUACUAGUUAAGAUAACUGUGUAUAUCAGAUGUUAAUGCACAUGGAAUAAUGAAUCUUAAAUGUCUAUUCUGAUUUUGAACAUUUACCUUAAUUUACCUUACAGAAUUUAAUUUGAUAAAAUGUUCAUUUAGGUGCAGAAAUUUUGAUUUUCAUUUAGUCAGCGUAGUUGAAUUGUUGUAAAAACAAAGUGUGACACUGUAACUAUGCAUUGACUAAAUGCUCAUUUAGCAUUACACCAUAAUGUUUUUUUGUACCUGUUUUGAAUCUUGUGAUCCAAAAGUUUUGAUUUACCUUCAAAGACUUUAUGGCACACAGUGUACGAUGCUUUGUUCAAGAACACUCAGAAAACACUUACUUCACAUUGCUCUACAGAAAUCCAACUGCACAGAAAGUAUGUCAUUUCAAGAAUAUAUUCAAGUUUUGACCUUCAUGCUUUGAAUUAAAAUUUUCCCUUUUUUUCUGUGGGUGAAAACCAGAGCAAAAACUCUCACAGGCACAGUAGAGCAAUGUCAAGUCCUGACAGUCCAAACCAUGACCUCUGUCUGUCUGUCCAGGACCUUUCAUGUUGCACUGUGCUGCUUGAUGGCUGAGUACAUGUGUUGGGGAGAAAGAGGAUGAGGAGCUAGGUUGUCACUCCUGGUCCAGCUGUUGCUUUUUCUUCUGCUUGUACUCGAGGCGGCACUUUGGAGCGUAAAUCAAAAUAGAUGACACAAAUGUUUAGGAGCUGGGGAGCCAUAACAUUUGAAGCUACUUCCAAUGACAGCUCUGUUGACAAAUACAGGGGCUGAGUGUUCCAGCUUGUACCUUCUCAGUCAUAUAAACGUUCAAUAAUGCCUGGACUGUAAAGUUGAUCCAUUUGUUGGUGUUUUUCUUCAUUUCUAAGGUUUUGUGAGCCCUCACUGACUCUCUUGUGCUGGGAGAGUACCCACUCUGAAGUAGAAGCAAAAUGAUUCCUCUAGACGGGGUUCGGGUGACUAAAAUAGUUCCUGGUACCUGGGCUGUGGAGUCAAUAAAAGAACGGGACGUUCCUACAGUUCCUAGAAUUAUGAAUUUUGCAGGCCUGGAUGUUAUUGACAGCCUCAUUUAACUGCGCCCUGUUUCCAUCUGACACAUGCUGUGGUUGAGGAAAGAGCUUUUUGAUUAGUUCAAACAGGGCUCACUGGACCAAACCAAACCUUGAAGCAAGCAUCUGCCAUUCUUUCCCCCUUUUAAGAGCUGGCACAGCUCACACAGUUUUUCAAGAAUCUGACAUUACUCUUCAAGUCAUUGUUAGUCGCUAUUAGUUUAUGUUGUAUUUUCUUUAUGUUGUUGUCUCUUUUUUCUCAUGCUGGUAUUUUAAAUCUUGUUCCCUUUCUUUUUGGAGCAGCAAGGUCGCUGCAUGCCGGCCGGGAUGUAUGGUGGCUUUCCCCCUCAAGGCCCCGGGGGCCGUGGACGACUCUUCACCCUCAUCAACCACUACAACCUCGCCAAGCAGACCAUCACCCGGUCAGUAUCACCGUGGAUGACCAUCAUGUCAGAGGAGAAGGUCACACAGCAGGAGACGGAGACUGCUCAGAAACUAGCCUAACCAAGCUGAAUUCAGAGGGCGGCCUCACCUGCUGCAGAAAAUAAAUAAAUAAUAACCUGGCUGUGCCAUUCAAGCAAACCUCAGAGCGGUCCCUGGCUUUCUGUGGGUGAAAAAUGUACUUUUCUUGUUGCCUGAGGAGCUCUGCUGCCUUGUUGAUGUUGUUUGGUCUGCUGAUGUGUGCCAUAGCAGGAAAUCUGUGUAAGCUUUGAAGAAGCCUGCAGUUUGGUGGAUUCAUGGUUUGUUUGAAUCGCAUAUGUUGUUAUUUAUUUACACUUUAAAAACAGGGUGGUGAAUGUGUAGAUAAAGCCAACAAAAAAACACACACACUGACACACACUCACUGUCUUUGUACACACACACACACACACACUUGUAACAGAACUCACUUUAAUACUCACAUUGUGACAUGACUGUGAACCAUGUAUUGUCUGCGUCGCUUGUUUUAUCUCACAUGCGCGCGGGACUCUGAAAACAGUUUGCCCUGAACCUCUCCCUUACUCUCUCUCUUUCUUUUCAAACACAUUAAGUACUGUUAGUGCAUGUCUGACCUCAGCAGGUGGUUCAUUCUCUGUCUACCCCUGGGGUCAUCUGUAUUAAACUCUUUCAUGGUCAUGAUAUUGUGAAUAUAUGAGGCUUGACCUGAAGGUAACCUUUUAACCAGCGAUAAACAUGACAGUUUUAAUGAUGUUGUCUUGAGCCAGCGCAGUGCAAGGUGCUGUUAGGGAGAUUUUCGUAUUUGAUGCUUCAGAUCUUUUUAACCAGCAUUAAUGAUUGUUUUCAUUCAUUUGAACUCUUUGUGAACACCGUGUGCUUUUCUUUGCUGACUCACUCAAUGGAUACUUUCUUAGCAUACAGUUUCUGCCACUGUACUGAAUGUUUUUGCUUUUCUAGUGAAGACACUGUAUUGUGCAAUGCUUCGCAUUGAUAAAUGUCACCAUUUUCUAUGGCUGUUUGUAGCCAUUACAGAUACUAGACUUAGGUUGAUGUAGUGAAACUAUCUGACAGUAGUUGCUUGUCCUGUUGCUUCUUUUCUGUAUGUGUCUUUUAAAUUAAACUGUCACAAAGGAUGAACCUUUUUCAAACAAUGUAAUGAUUGCCAUUGAAGUGCAUUUGCUACAUAAAAAUGUUAAAUGAAAAGCUGAAAUAAAGUGCCCACAUUUCAUGCCAAUGUCCAAGCAGA